CUUCCUCCCAUCUCUCUUUCUACUACACACUUUAAAGAUGUCUCUCGAACAUGUCUGCAUUAUUGGCUCAGGAAACUGGGGUUCUGCCAUUGCAAAGAUCAUUGGUAACAACGUCCACAAGUACCCUCAGCAAUUCUCUCCCACCGUUCGCCAAUGGGUUUUCGAAGAAAUGAUCGACGGCAAGAAGUUGACCGAUAUUAUCAACAACGACCACGAGAACGUCAAGUACCUCAAGGGCGUCCCUCUUCCUGUCAAUGUCGUUGCCGUACCCGAUCUUGUCGAUGCCUGCAAAGACGCUACUCUGGUCAUCUUUGUCUUGCCUCACCAGUUUGUUCGUGGAAUCUGUGAAAAGAUGAAGGGUUCGCUCUCUCCUGGCGCUAGAGCCAUCUCUCUCAUCAAGGGACUCGAGAUCACACCUUCGGGUACACGCCUCUUCUCUGAGGAAAUCUCCCGUAUUCUGGACAUCCCCUGUGCUGCACUCAGUGGUGCCAACAUUGCCGACGAGGUUGCCAGAGAGCGAUUCUGUGAAUCGACUAUUGGUUGUGAGAGCGUUGAGGAUGGACAAGUCUGGCACCGUGUCUUCCACACCGACUACUUCCGUAUCAAUGUCAUCAAAGACUACACCGGUGUCCAGCUGUGUGGUGCGCUUAAGAACAUCGUUGCCGUCGGAGCUGGUUUCUCAGACGGUCUUGGUCUCGGCAGCAACACAAAGGCUGCCAUCAUCCGUCUUGGCCUCAUGGAGAUGCGCAAGUUUGGUCAGACUUUCUUUGGAGACAUGGUCCAAAACGAGACAUUUUUCGAGUCCUGUGGAACAGCUGAUCUGAUCACAACCUGCUCUGGUGGCCGCAACCGUAAGGUCGCAGAGGCAUUUGUCAAAACCGGAAAGCCCAUUGCCCAGCUGGAGACCGAGCUGUUGAACGGCCAGAAGUUGCAGGGCACCUUGACCGCACAAGAGGUUCACGAGUUCUUGACCGGAAAGGAUAUGGUUCCAGAGUUCCCUCUCUUUGACACUGUGUACCGUAUUGUGUAUGAAGGCGCCUCCCCUGAAGCUAUCGUCCGUGACGUCUAAGCCGUACAUACUUUACACAAUAUCACUCUUCUAAACACACAUCUUCUGUAUACCUAACAUUCUCUCUCUCUCUCUCUCUCUUUAUAUAUAUCUUAUAUAUAUUUGUAAAGUUUCUCUUUUUAUUUUUUCUAUUAUUUUUCUUAUUUUAACAAGGAAUGUAACGUCCAGGCAGUAGAGUACUGCGGAUCAUUCUUGUAUCAUAUAUACAGCACAUUAAUAAACAUAUAUUUUUAUUUAUUUUCAUUUAAUAAAACAUCUUUUUUUGAUAUAUAAACAUU
Phycomyces blakesleeanus NRRL 1555(-) is the source of this 1347-nucleotide messenger RNA. RefSeq lists its product as hypothetical. The record is from RefSeq and is a predicted model, not a curated record. Gene Ontology annotation, cellular component: cytosol; glycerol-3-phosphate dehydrogenase (FAD) complex. The coding region runs from base 38 to 1069 and encodes 343 amino acids. The transcript is spliced from 2 exons. Gene Ontology annotation, molecular function: NAD binding; glycerol-3-phosphate dehydrogenase [NAD(P)+] activity; protein homodimerization activity. NCBI's taxonomy places the organism in Eukaryota, Fungi, Mucoromycota, Mucoromycetes, Mucorales, Phycomycetaceae. Gene Ontology annotation, biological process: carbohydrate metabolic process; glycerol-3-phosphate catabolic process.